Molecule: messenger RNA, 978 nt
Organism: Musca vetustissima
Lineage: Eukaryota; Metazoa; Arthropoda; Insecta; Diptera; Muscidae
Exons: 4
Coding region: 57-968 (303 amino acids)
Molecular function (GO): serine hydrolase activity
Source: RefSeq, a predicted model, not a curated record
UGCCAGCAUCAAACCAUUCACAACAACAACUCAGUCGCAAUUUUUCAAGCCUCAAUAUGCCAUUGCAGACUCAAAUAUCGAGACUCGUGCAUCAUAACGCCAUGGCGCCGUUAAAAAAUCGGCGUUUUAUUUCGUCGAAAGAAAUAACCAAAAAUAUGACCCUCUAUACAAAUGAGCCGUUCAAAAGUGAGGUGGAUAACAAUUCUCUGGAAUUCAAAAAACCCACCGGCAACCCCUUGGUCCUAAUGAUGGCCUGGCUAAUGGCCAAACAAAAACACUUAAAAAAAUAUGCCGAAGUCUAUACGGAAUUGGGUUUCGAUGUUAUGGUCGUACACAUAACACCCUGGCAAUUGUUGUGGCCCGUCAAAGGUACCCAAGUGGUGGCUUCCGAAACCAUUAAAUUUUUGGAAAACAACAAAUCGUAUGCCCCGAUUGUGGUGCAUGGCUUCUCCGUGGGCGCCUAUCAAAUGGGUGAAAUAAUGUUGCAAAUGUCACGCGACAUGGAACGUUAUAAGCAAAUUUUGGAUCGCAUUGUCUGUCAGAUAUGGGAUAGUGCUGCCGAUAUAACGGAAAUUCCGGUGGGUGUACCCAAGUCCAUAUUUCCGAAAAAUCAAAGCAUGCAAAAUGCCCUUAGAAACUAUACCCUCUACCACUUGAAAACAUUCCACAAUCAAGCCACCAUACAUUAUAUGCGUUCCAGUCAAAUGUUCCAUUCGACCAUCUUAAAACAACCUGCCCUGUUCUUUGUUUCCGAUAAUGAUCCCAUCGGUCCGCCAGCAUCGAAUCAGGCGGUGCGUGAAAAUUGGGAGCGGGCCAAUAUCAAGGUGACAUUUAAAUGUUGGAAAAAGUCACAACAUGCUGCCCACAUGAUCAAACAUCGCGAUGAAUAUUUGGACAUACUGUACAAGCACUUGGAGGAAUGUGGUGUUCUAGAGGCUAUUGGUGUCAAGACCAGAGCUAAGUUGUAAAAUUGCAAUU